AUGUUGCUGGAACAGUAUUUCGAUCCGGAACCGUUGGAAAUGAUGAAGCUGAGGAAAUUUCGCCAACGGAUGCAGCGAGAAGGUGAAACCGUGACGGAGUACAUAACGUCCCUUCAACGAGAUGCGAAAUAUUGUGGUUUUGGAGACUAUCUGCAAAAUGGAUUGCGAAAUCAGCUUGUGUUUGGCCUACGGAAUCAGCGAAUCCGAACCCGAUUGAUAGAAGAGAAGGGCUUAACCUUUGAGAAGGCCAAGCAGAUCGCGCUUUCCAUGGAGGCGUCUGGGGAAGGAGCAGAAGUGCUGAACCGACGGUUGCAGGAAGUCAGCUUGGUAGAUAAGAGAAAACCAGGAAGGGACGUAGCAACACCCCCAGCCACUAAGGUAACUAACCCUACUAAUAAGUGUAUGUGUUUCCGUUGCGGAAGUGAGGCACACUUGGCUGACAAGUGUGAGCACAAAAAUAAAAUUUGCGGCCUAUGCAAGAAAAAAGGGCACUUAAAACGGGUGUGCCUCAGCUCCAAUGCUAAAUACCGACAGCUCGAUGUAAACAAGAACCGCUCAAAGAAACAUUCAACAAACUUUGUAGAAGACAGUGAUGGGUCAGGAGCGGAAGGCUCAGAUGAAGAUCGAGUUUACGUUCUUGAUGUAUGUAAAGUGGAAAACAGGUUCAAUGAUUUGUCGAAAAUUUUCCUCAAGGUUAAAGUGGGAGGUUCAAUAAUUAAGUUUGAGGUGGACAGUGGAUCACCAGUAUCGUUGAUCAGCAGUACUGACAAAGACAAAUAUUUGAGCAAUCUGUCAUUACAACCGACGGACAUUGAGCUACGAAGUUAUUGUGGAAACAAAAUAGGAGUCCAUGGUGUUAUCGAGACAGAAGUACUGUACGAGGACAAAGCUAAUCAUUUGCGUUUGUUCGUAGUAGAGGGAAGACGACAUCCGUUGCUAGGACGCGAAUGGAUGCGAGCUUUAAGCUUGGACUGGAAUGAUAUUCUGGGGGUUCUGUUAGGCUCUGUUGACAAAAUUACUUUACAUUCUCCUCUUCCGUCAGCAGUCAAAGGGCUGAUAGAAGAGUUUUCCUCCGUUUUUGACGACUCGAUCGGUAAGAUCGAGGGCAUUCAAGCCGCGUUGCAUCUAAAAGCAGAUUCGAAACCAGUGUUUCUGAAAGCCCGCUCACUACCAUUUUCAAUUCGCGAUGCUGUAGAGAAGGAAAUCAAUACGUUGGUUGAAAGUGGUGUUCUGGUGAAAGUUGAUCGAAGUGAGUGGGGUACACCGGUCGUUCCAGUUAUGAAAUCUGGUGGAAAAAUUCGUUUGUGCGGUGACUAUAAGCUCACAGUUAACAAGAGUUUGCUGAUCGAUGAACAUCCGUUACCAACCAUCAAUGAAAUGUUUUCCAACAUGGCAGGAGGACAAAAAUUUACCAAACUGGACUUGUCUCAAGCGUACCUGCAGAUGUCUGUCCAGCCGGAGGACCAACCUAUGCUGACUUUGAACACACACUUGGGUCUGUUUCAACCGACUAGGUUGAUGUAUGGAGUCGCUUCUGCACCUGCAAUCUUUCAAAGAGAGAUAUCUCAGAUCCUACAGGGAAUACCGCAUGUAAUCAAAUCAUAG
This is a messenger RNA of Armigeres subalbatus, 1605 nucleotides long. RefSeq lists its product as uncharacterized. The coding region runs from base 1 to 1605 and encodes 534 amino acids. The transcript has a single exon. The record is from RefSeq and is a predicted model, not a curated record. Lineage: Eukaryota; Metazoa; Arthropoda; Insecta; Diptera; Culicidae. Gene Ontology annotation, molecular function: zinc ion binding; nucleic acid binding.